UCAAAUAGCAAGCGCGUGAGAUGCACAGGUUUUCCAAUUAUGGGAGGAGCAUUUUAGGCAAUGUUGACAAUAGGAGCCAUGCAGUCUCAAAUGUUACCCUAAAUUGACCUUUGCGGAGUAUAGAUUGUCACGGGCAUUGUCCCUCUUCAGUGAAUCUCCCCGAAAGUUUAAAAGGGUUUGUAACCAAGACGUCAAAAGAAAAAGUGCUGCAUUGACGUAGAUAUUUGUACAGUUUCGCUCAGAGGAGUCUAAUGCUGAUUCAAGAAUCUCCAAUGAUUGAGGUAUCGAUCCCGUCGCUGGAGAAAGAUGUUGACGAGUCAGGAAAGUUGAGAAAGCUCUUCAGAGUUGAGAUCUUGUUCAAUGAAAGGAAACACUUUGUGCUCAGAAGAUACAGUGAGUUUCAGAACCUGCACAGAAAGCUGAAGAAGAUUGUGCAACCCCCAGACUUUCCCAGCAAAAGGAGCUCUCAUCUGAGAACCAAGCCCCUUGAGCAGAGGCGGCAGGAACUGGAGGAUUACAUUCAGGAUAUCAUCUACCAAUAUGAAAAGGUUCCCCAGGUGCUGCUGGACUUCCUGCAUGUGAAACAUUUCCACUCUGGGAACAAAACUUACAGCCUUGAGUCAUUCAAUGAUAGUGAUCCUCAAGGUGAAGGAUAUAGUUGUCAGCUUCAACACCAACGUGUGGUGGGAUUCUGUCAGGACCCCUAUCUCCUGGACCCCCCCUCAGAUCUGCCAGACAUUGUGAUGGACGGCGUCCUCCAGGGCUUUUACCCCCAAGACACCCGUGUCACCUUCACCCCCUGCACCAAACCCAGCCUGCCAGAAAAACCCCACCUGGCUCCACCACCAGCCUGUACCUUCAAAGCCCCAGCUAUUCCCACCAUCAUUAUAGAUAGGGUCUGCACAGCCACACCAACACAGGCAUAGAGUUGAGCCAAUUGAGCUGAAGCCAGUUAGUCUUGAAAUACAGAUUCUACAUUGGAUUUCAUUCUUGACUCGACUUUAGUUACUAGCUUAAGUAAUUUGAUGAAUGUCCUUAGCCUGAAUCAGAGUUUCUGUCACUUCAGUUUGUUUUAGUGAUUGACUUUAAGAUGGACUAAGCAACACUGCAGUGGUUCUGACAACAUUCAAAUCUGUAAAAUUAACACAUCACUUUGAUGCAGAAUGAAAUUAUAGGUCUCCCUACAAUGUAAAAUUGAUCCCACAGUACAAAUACUUAAAUUACAUGCAACUAACUGAAUUCCAGGUACACCAUUUAUUGCAGUCACUUGCCAGAUCCCAGAGGCUAGAUAAUUGAUAAUCAGCUGACAAUUGAAUGCAAAUCUGCAUAGGUUAAUUAAAUGUAGUAACCAUGGUUUGUCUGCUUCAAAUGCCACCGUAUCACAGUCACAUUGACAAUGUUCCAAUUAAACAGUUUGGAUGAACUAGGUUGAAAAUGUACAUCUUUAAUUGUUACAGUAGUGUCAGGAAAAAAUUACAACAAAGCCAUAUCAUGAUUAAAGGUUGACCAUGU
Messenger RNA from Esox lucius (northern pike), 1512 nucleotides. It is a transcript of the gene snx22, whose product is annotated as sorting nexin 22. The transcript has 7 exons. NCBI's taxonomy places the organism in Eukaryota, Metazoa, Chordata, Actinopteri, Esociformes, Esocidae. Gene Ontology annotation, molecular function: phosphatidylinositol phosphate binding. The record is from RefSeq and is a predicted model, not a curated record. The coding region runs from base 252 to 926 and encodes 224 amino acids.